CCUUUCAGUGUCACCCAUCAGUGCCACCUAUCAGUACCUCCUCAUCAGUGCCCAUCAGUGCCACCUAUCAGUGUCCAUCAGUGCAGUCUAUCAGUGCCCAUCACUGCAGCCUCAUUAGUGCACAUCAGUGAAGGAGAAAAAUCACUUGUUUUCAAAAUUUUAUAACAAAAACUAAGAAACUUUUUUUUUUUUUUUCAAAAUUUUCAGUGGUUUUUGGUUUCUUUAAGAAAAAAAUAAAAAACCCAGAGGUGAUUAA
Messenger RNA from Staurois parvus, 256 nucleotides. Lineage: Eukaryota; Metazoa; Chordata; Amphibia; Anura; Ranidae. The record is from the annotation of a GenBank genome assembly.